AUUAAGUUACAUUAAACAGAUAAAAUUAAAUAUAAUUAAAUGAAAGUAAAUUAACUCAAAAAAUUUAAAAUAAAUUAAAAAUAAUAACAUUAGGUUCAAAAUAAGAGAAAACAACGAAAUUGAAGUAUGAAAUUAACCAAUGCAGAAACAGCGACGAUAAAAAACUGAACUGGCGGCGGCGGCGGGCCCGUUUUGGGUGUGAAAAAGCGGAGCCCGUGUGCCGUGGUACCGCCGGGCGAUGCCGUGACUCGGAUUCGAACCGAGGUUGCUGCGGCCACAACGCAGAGUACUAACCACUAUACGAUCACGGCGCGCUACCGGGGCUCUGGGCGGGCGUGGCGGCGUGGCGGCUGUUGUUGCUGUGUGUGGUGACGUGUGGCGGGGCCGGGCUGGUUCCCGGUAUCCCCGGGAGUGUCUUGGUGGGGCCGGGACAGUUCCCGGUAUCACCGGGAGUGUCUUGGUGGGGCUGGGGGCCCAGCCCAGGCGCGCCGAGGGAGGUCGCACCCGCAGCUUUCGCGAUUUCCCCCUUUGUCACCCACACACUGACCUGCGCCAUGGCCCCUCCCCAACCCUGGCCAGCCUUAGCGGCGGGAUUGGGCAAAAUCCACCGGGGGAAGGCGUGGAAGUGACACGGAGAGCGGUUUGUUUACGGGCAGUCUGUGGCACGUGGUGCCCUGAGUGCCCCGUGGUGUCAUUAAUCACCAAUCAGUCUGAACUGAUUCCUGUCAACCCCUGUUUGCCACCCUCGGAGCCACAUCACCGCUCCCUGGGCAAACAAAGAGCGGCAGGUACCAGCGGAGUGCACAAACCUGGGCAUGCAUUCCCAUCAUCCCGCCUGAAAAGGCUUGUUUUGCCUGGGGGAAAAGUCUCCCGGCUGACCUUUCUUUGGAUGGCACGGUGCCGGCACGGCCACGCCGCCGGCCCCCCCGCCCGGCCGGGUGUGAGCCCCGGGAGGAGCCGGGGCGGCCCCGGCGCCGCAGUGCCCAGCCCAGCUCUUUGGACCGAGCUGUUAAUAGGUAACCGGGGCACGGGACCGGGAGCUGCGGGGCCGGCGGGGCUGGCGACCUCUACAAUUCUCACAGCAAAGACAGCAUCUUACUGCCCCUGUCCUCACACAGAAGUGCUUCUACAGCUGAUCACUGCCUUGCCUGCGACUCUCUGCUCUUCUCUCAUCCUUCUCCAGCCAGCAUUGGGCCCUCUCAGUGCUGUUUCCCAUAUGCACUGAAGCAAAGGAACUUUUGGAGAUGGAAGGAAACCAGAUAACCCUGGACAGCCUUGAGAAGGGCACAGAUAACCCAGCUUUCAGCUUCGAGGGAGAGAAGAGACACUAUGAGGAACGUGGUGGUGCACACAAUGAGAGCCAAGAGGAGAGAAGAGGAGGGAAAGGGAGAUUCUCUUCCUACUGCAGGAAGGCCCUGCAGCCAGCAUCCAGGGCAAAGCAUUUCUGCAAGGCUCAUGCCAAGGUGUUGAGAAGAGUCGUCCUGGGGCUCCUUGGAGUAGCCUACCUGUGCUACUUCAUUGCGGCCUGUUACCUCAAUUUCCACCGAGCCCUUGCCUUGGUGAUCAUAACUGCCGUGGUUGCCUUCUUCGUCUGCUGGGAAAUCUUCAAGAAGCACUGUGGGGCAAAGGUCCUGCUGCUCCUCCACCCCGUUGGGAAGUGCUUCCAAAAGUCCUGGCCGUGGCUGAAAUGGCUCCUGUGGGUGGCCCUCCUGGCAGGCUUGAUUGUGUGGCUGGUUUUGGACACUGGCAGAAACCCAGAGCAGCUCAUCUCAUUAGGUGGCUUCUGCUUUUUGGUGCUGUUCCUGUUUGCCUUCUCCAAGCACCACGGUGCGGUGUCCUGGAGAGCAGUUUUCUGGGGUCUUGGUUUGGAGUUCUUACUCGGAGUCUUUGUCCUCCGAACCACUCCUGGCACCCAAGCUUUCCAGUGGUUGGGAGACCAGGUCCAGUACUUCCUGAGCUACACCACAGCUGGCUCCAGCUUUGUCUUUGGGAACACACUCAUUGCAGAAGUCUUUGCCUUCCAGACCCUGCCCAUCAUUGUUUUCUUCAGCUGUGUGAUGUCCAUCCUCUACUACCUCGGUGUCAUGCAGUGGCUUAUUCUCAAGAUCUCCUGGCUGCUUCAGAUCUCAAUGGGCACCACUCCCACUGAGACUCUCAGUGUGGCAGGGAACAUUUUUGUGGGACAGACCGAGGCCCCGCUGCUCGUCCGCCCGUACCUCCCGGACAUGACCCUGUCAGAGAUCCAUGCUGUGAUGACUGGUGGCUAUUCCACCAUCGCAGGCAGCGUGAUGGGUGCCUACAUAUCCUUUGGGAUCGAUGCAGCAUCACUGAUCGCAGCCUCUGUGAUGGCCGCGCCCUGCGCCCUCGCCAUGGCCAAACUUGUGUACCCUGAAGUGGAGGAGUCCAAGUUCAAGGGCAAAGCAAGCAUCCGCCUCUCCAGAGGGGAAGAGCAGAACAUCCUGGAAGCUGCUAGCAACGGGGCUGCCGCCUCCGUGGGGCUCGUGGCCAACAUCGCGGCCAACCUCAUCGCCUUCCUGGCCGUGCUGGAGUUCAUCAAUGCUGCCCUCCGCUGGUUCGGGGAGAUGGUAGACAUCGAGGGUCUCACCUUCCAGGUGAUCUGCUCCUAUGUCCUCAUGCCUGUGGCCUUUCUCAUGGGGGCAGACUGGGCAGACUCACCGGUGGUGGCUGAGCUCCUGGGGAUCAAGAUCUUCCUGAACGAGUUUGUGGCGUACCAGCAGCUGGCCACGUACAAGAAGAACCGUCUGAUGGGCCUGGAGGAGUGGGACGGGAGCCGGAAGCAGUGGAUAUCUGAGCGAGCCGAGAGCAUCACCACCUUUGCCCUCUGUGGAUUUGCCAACCUCAGCUCCAUUGGCAUCAUGCUGGGAGGCCUGUCUUCCAUGGUGCCCCAGCGCAAGGGGGACUUUGCCUCCGUGGUGCUGCGGGCCCUGCUCACUGGCAUCUGUGUCUCCAUGCUCAAUGCCUGCCUGGCAGGUCUCCUCCAUGUGCCAACACAGGUGGGUGACUGUGCAGUGUUCUUCGGCACCACCAACUUCAGCUCGACCAGCUACACUAUGUACACCUGCUGUAAGCAGCUCUUUGCCAGCUCGGUGCUCCAGAAUGGGACUCUCUCCUUCACAGGAUCCUGGGCUGAGCAGGCAGACAGCAUGCUCUGGCUCAGAGAGUGCUGUGGGCACUACAACCACACGUCCUGUGCAGGGACAAUCUAGACCUGGGGGAACACCAGGGCCUACAAGGCCUAUCCCCAAAGGUAGAAAAAAACCUUUUAGGGUUUUUUCUACAAAAAAACCUGAGCAUUUGGUCUUCUCCACUCCAGUGCUGAUGGAAGCUGUGUGCACCUGGCAACCUGCAGCCUUAGGUGCUGUGAACACAAGGGAGCAGCUCCCAAAUAAAUUAUGGCAUUUGUGCCUGCCCUCAGACCCCU
Molecule: messenger RNA, 3442 nt
Organism: Prinia subflava (tawny-flanked prinia)
Lineage: Eukaryota; Metazoa; Chordata; Aves; Passeriformes; Cisticolidae
Gene: SLC28A2
Product: solute carrier family 28 member 2
Exons: 20
Coding region: 1245-3227 (660 amino acids)
Biological process (GO): nucleoside transmembrane transport
Cellular component (GO): plasma membrane
Molecular function (GO): nucleoside:sodium symporter activity
Source: RefSeq, a predicted model, not a curated record